Rhineura floridana is the source of this 7313-nucleotide messenger RNA. It is a transcript of the gene SLC38A5, whose product is annotated as solute carrier family 38 member 5. Gene Ontology annotation, molecular function: glycine transmembrane transporter activity; L-glutamine transmembrane transporter activity. The coding region runs from base 663 to 2009 and encodes 448 amino acids. Lineage: Eukaryota; Metazoa; Chordata; Lepidosauria; Squamata; Rhineuridae. The transcript is spliced from 14 exons. Gene Ontology annotation, biological process: serine transport; glycine transport; L-histidine transmembrane transport. The record is from RefSeq and is a predicted model, not a curated record.
UGCUCUGAGCCAUGCUGUUGUAACCCAUUGCCCUUUCCUCUUUUGGGAUUCCUGAUUGACCAUUGUCCACAGUUCUUCCCUUUUGUCUCUCACUUGCCUUGUUUCUUUUUCUUUUUAUCUCUGCCUGACUUUUUACUGGCACUUAGAAUGGGCACAUAUGCAAGUUUAUAUCCAUUUACUCUGGACUGCAGCUUCAUGCUGGCAGGCAACAAGGUCCUCUUCAGAAAAUCCCUUUCUAGCACAAUAAACACAUAAUUGUUUGUCACCCAUUUUGUGACAGGCUGUCCAGACAUCUACCCUUCAUUUGUGUACUUGAAGCGGGACUGUAGCAUUUGCCCCUACAUUGGGUGUGUGCUUUAUAUUGCACAUGGAGAAAUACCAUUCUCCCUCAUCCCCAGCACAAUCUGUUGCAAUCUAUUGCGUUGUGGCAUAGAAUGUGAUGGCAGGCAGGAGGGUUGGAGGCUCCUAUUGCCUGUGAUGUAAAUAGCAGUACAAUUUCCACUGUUGCUAUGCCUGUACCAUUUUGCCACCUUUUAAGAAAAUUAUUAUUAUUAUUAUCAUUGGGAAUCAAACUCAUUAGAGGGUCAAACUACCCACCCAGCAGAUAAUGAGAGUCCGCACCCUUAAUUUUUCACUAAAGAAUAUCAGUUCUACUCAGUCUGAUGUCAUUGGUUUCACAUCAGUUGGAUGCUAAAAUUCCAGGUCAAAAGUAUGAGGGAAAGACGUCGUUUGGGAUGUCAGUCUUUAACCUGAGCAACGCCAUCAUGGGCAGCGGCAUCUUAGGUCUGGCCUACGCCAUGAGGAACACAGGAAUCAUCCUCUUUGUGGUGCUUUUGAUCAGCAUUGCUUUGCUCUCUGCCUAUUCCAUUCAUCUGCUGCUGAAAUGUGCUGGGGUCGUGGGAAUUAGAGCUUAUGAACAGCUGGGACUCAGGGCAUUUGGCCACGGGGGCAAAGUGGUUGCUGGUGUGGUUAUCUCAAUACACAACAUAGGAGCAAUGUCCAGUUACUUGUUCAUCGUUAAAUCUGAACUGCCACUUGUGAUCCAAACCUUCUUAGGACUGUCAGGGAGCAACGGCGAGUGGUACAUGAACGGGAAUGUUUUAAUCAUCAUUGUAACCGUGUGUGUCAUCCUGCCCCUGGCUAUGAUGAAACAUUUGGGUUAUCUUGGUUAUACCAGUGGACUCUCACUUACCUGUAUGUUUUUCUUCCUCAUCUCGGUGAUCUACAAGAAAUUUGAGAUUCUCUGCCCCCUCAAUGAGACACACUCUGAAAAGCCCACCAUCUACUAUAAUGGGCACAACGUCACAGAUGAAGUCUGUGCUGCCGAAUUCUUCACUGUCAACUCCCAGACAGCAUAUGCCAUCCCCAUCUUGGCCUUUGCCUUUGUCUGCCAUCCGGAGGUCCUUCCCAUUUACACUGAGCUACGUAGGGCCUCAAAGCGUCAGAUGCAGAAUGUAGCCAAUGUCUCUAUCCUUGCCAUGUUUUCUAUGUACCUGCUGACCGCCAUCUUUGGCUACCUCACCUUCUACGGGAGUGUUGAAGCAGAGAUGUUGCACACUUACAUCAGAGUUGAUGCCGCAGACAAGCUUGUCCUCUGUGUACGGUUGGCUGUGCUGGUGGCUGUGACACUCACGGUGCCGGUGGUUCUGUUCCCGAUCCGCAGGGCCAUCCACCAGUUGCUGUUUCACAAGAAGGAUUUCAGUUGGCUUCGUCAUGUCAUCAUUGCCUCCUGCCUCCUCAUCAUUGUCAACCUCCUUGUCAUCUUUGUGCCAAACAUCAAGGACAUUUUUGGAGUCAUUGGAGCCACAUCGGCCCCCAGCCUCAUCUUCAUCCUCCCAAGCAUCUUCUAUAUCCGCAUUAUCCCCAAUGAGAAAGAGCCACUGCUAUCCAGAUCCAAAAUACAGGCUGCCUGUUUUGCUACCCUUGGCUUCGUUUUCAUGGUGAUGAGCCUCAGUUUCAUCAUUGUUGACUGGGUAACGACAGGAAAGAGCAACGGAGUGGGACAUUAACCCCCCUCCUUCCCCCAAAAGACACAGUGGUUCUAACCAGGGAGGACCAUUUACUGACAGAGAAACGGCAUCACCAUCUCCUGUUUAUCCUCAUUCAUCCUGGAAAAGAUACCACAGUUCUCUCGUCCAUCACUAUGGGGAAGAAUCAGAUGGCACCUGUUCUUGUCAUGGUAAAGUCACCUGGAAUGGCACCAGGGCUUCUCUUUGGUCCUUCUGGGCUCUGGGGCCAAGAAACAGAUGAUCGGAAAGAGGCUAGCCGUUUCCUUGGAGAUAGCGAAAGCUCUCCUCAUUGGUCGGUUUUGGUGCAAUGGCAACCCAAGUGACCGUUACAUGAUUCCAGCUCCUAUGGUAGCAGCACAGUGCCCUUGGCCUCCUUUCCUCCUUGGCAACAUGAGACCAUUGCUAACUAUUGCAUGUCACAGCAAACCUGUGGGGGGUUGUGGGGGGGGAGUUGGUCCUGCAUAACAGCAUUGCCUUUCAAAAUUUUAUUGCUGUUGUUGCCAUUAUGGAAGGAAUCUGUGGUGGUCCCUCUUUUUGCAUUGUAGCAAUGGCGCCUGGCCGUUUCAGUGGCAGAGUUUUCUAUCUCCUGUAUUUUCUUGUUAAGCCUGGAAAUGGGACUCUGCUCUUUCUGUUACCAUGGAGGGAGAGCCCUCAUCUCCAUCCAAUAUCUGUUCCUGUGCCUGGUACCAGUUAUAAAGGGGCAGUGAUACCAACCAUGCCCUAGGGGUUAUAGUCCCCAGUUGGGGGUGGCCAAAAGCCAACAUUGCCCCCUAGUGGUCAAUCUAAUUUAUUUGCUAGUAUUUAAUGUGGACCUCGCUACCAGACCAAAGACUACAACAUGGCCAUCCUGGUACCAACAUAGUUCAUGUCAGGCUUCCUGGUUUCUCUGACAGGGUCAAGAUCUGGGGUGUUGAAACAAGGGUGGGUGUACAGACUAGCAGCCUGGACUCCUGGGCACCCUCUUCUUGGGUGGACGUGGGGUCGUGGAUAGUGGUCUCAUAGGUUACAGCAGGAGUUUUGGAAACAAGGUUUCAAAGAUAGUGGGAGGGAAAUGUCUCAGUAGAAGGCUCUUGUCUCAUUGCUUGGUAGAAGUUGGUUGUCCUUUCCUGUUGCAGAGUGAUGCUAGAUUUCUCUUGAGGCCAUCCAGAAAAAAAUAAUUCUACUUACACUACAAUGCCACCUGUUGAUUCCCUUUGGCAGACUCCCUGGGCCAAACUGAAUGACUAGCCAGAUGUUAUAUCUGAAUUGGGACUUCUGUCAUUUGCCCUCUUGAGAGCUCUUAAGGUGGAUUGGAGGCAGCUUUUCCUGGCCCAGUGUAUUAAAAUAGCUUCAGGUGACACUGAUGUCCAGCAAGCAUUAAACAGUUUGACUGAAGGGCAGGGCAAGCAAACCAGGGAUAAAUGUUUACACUACCAGUGCUUCCAUUCUAGGUAUUUAGUGUGGAAUAGCCAUUCUUUGUUCACUCACUUUUCACAAGGAAUAUACAUGAUGGCUUCAUCAAAUUAUCCUCCUGUGGUUUUACCCAUGCACCUUCUGUCUUCUCUCAGACUGCAGAAAAUCUUACUUUUGUUGUUGUUGAGAGAAUAGAACCGUAGGGCAGUCUUCACAGUUGUGGAUAACCUUACCACAAUUCUUCCAUCUGCUUUAGAGGUGUGGUUUUGAUGUGGGCAGUGAAAUAUCAGGCUGGUGAGUUCAUUACCACUCAUCUAUACCUGUGCACACCUUCACUAUUACCUUUCCAGUCUGUGACAUAUUUGUCAAUCUUUUAAUUUGUGCUUUUUGCCUAUAUAGUUUAAAAAAUUAUUAAAAUAUUAGCGCAAUAGCACUUAAAUGAAAAAGUACUUAGCAUUGUUGGUUAUUUUUUUAAAAAAAGCCAAGCUCCACCAUUCUGGUCUUCGCAGUCAGUGUCAUUUAAUUUCAAUGUUUUGGGGGUUUUAUUUAAUUUUUUGUUCCACUUUUUAACAUUGACGUAAUCAAGUAAUAGCACUGGAUGGUAUUCAUUGCUAGUCCUACUCUGAGUAGACCCAGUGAAGUUAAUAGACAUGAUAGGUGCUUUUUUAGUAAAAAAAAAAAAAAAGAGGUUCCAGUACUCAUACUAUGAUAAAAAUGUUGUGGGUGCCAGCACAAAAUAGUUACCAUGGACAACAAAAAAAGGGGUGCCAGUACUCUGUACCAGUGAGUUCCAUCACACACACACACACACACACACACAAGCAAACAAAAAAAUAGACAUGAUUUAGGUUUAUUAAUUUCAGUGGAUCUACUCUGAGUAGGACUUAGUUGUAUACAACCCACUGAAUUUUUAAAAGCACUUUAGAGCAAACUUUAAAACCAUUGAACUGGGUAGGGAGGUCGGAAUGGCUAAAAUAUGGUGUUCUCAGCUGAAUUGUCAUUUCCUUGCCCGCAUGGCUAUGUUAGGUCCAUUAGUAUAAACAGAACAUAGGAGGAUGUGCACUAAAAUACACAAGCUACCCCCCACCCCAAGUGCAGAAAGUCCAUUGAAGUUCUGCAUAUAGCUGACAGCAGAAGAGCAAUGACUGGCUAGCAUUAGAAGAUGUCAGGCAGGAAGUACCCUGUGCUUCAAAGAGGUACUGGGAUGAACUUCCUGCACCACUUUCCACUCCAUACCAUUUCUUCCUUUUUCUGCACCACUUCCCUCACCUCCCAUGUAAUUUCUCCAUUUUCUCUUUGAGCCCUGUUGCAAAAUGACAGCAAAGGUCUCAUUUGUGGCCUACUGUAGCCCUCAGAGUCUUUAGCUUUUGGGUCAGAGCAGGCCCUACAGUUAGACAGGGUAGCAGGGCCUUCCUCAUACUGUUUUAAAGGAGGCAAUUGUCAAUUAGAGCAUUUAUUACUACAUUUUUGCCUGAGAGAAGGGGACUGUGUCUUUUGGAUUUUCUGCCUCCAACACCAAAAUGUCGUGGACCUCUUUUGUGCAUUGGGUGUUUAGUAACAAGAUGAAAUGAAGCAGGGAACUAGGUUCUACUCUCGUCUGUUGAGGAGGUCCCUUUGCCAGUCUGGCAAAGAACUGUACCUGAGGGAUUUUCCAGGACUAGACAUUUCUCCACUAUACUGCCGUUCUUUCUCUAGUUAUUUUGUCUUUUUCUCCUCAUCCCUCCAGCCCUUUCUUACAAAGGUGUCAGAAAUCACGCUUGACCUCACUAUUGGGAGCCAGGAUGUUCCCAUUACUAUCAUAACAACACCUACAUUACUCAGAUAUUAAUGUGUCAUUUAGAGGAGUCUUGUUACUAUUGAAAUAGCACCAGCCAUGCCUUGCUAUUGCUUGUGGGUGACUACUUAGAAUCAUGGAAUUGGAAGGUACCUCAAAUAUCAUCUAGUCCAACCCUUUACAGAUGCAGGAAAUUCACUGCUGUGGCAUCCCUGACAGGUGUCGCUCCUGCAUCUCCUUUAAAAACUCUUAACAAAGGAGAGUCUGCUAUCUUCCAAGGCUGUCGAACAGCUUGUACAGUCAGGACAUUCUUCCUAAUGUUUAGUCACAAUCCUCUUUCUUGUACUUGAACUCAUGGUUUGAAUCCUACUCUCUGGAUUAACAGGGAAAAAAUUGUUCCAUCAUCUGUGUGAUCCAAGCCCUCCCAAGUUUUUGAAAUGGCUAUCAUGUCACAUCCUAUGUACCACGUAGAUGGGGGUCACCAUAUCACAGGGAUGGGGGGGAGCUGUGGUCCUCCACAUGUUGUUGGAUUAUAACUCCCAUCUUCCUCAAUGAUUGGCCAUACUGUCUUAGGCAGAUGGAGUUGGGGACAGACUCCCCAUCCCUGCCAUACCACCACAUACUCCCUGGCUUGAUUUGAGAACAGUACAUGAUGAAAAAUCUCCUUCGGCCACCUUUUCUCAGUCACUGAUAAUCAGUCAUCAGUAACGCAUAUAUUAUUUCUGUUUUAAACUCGUUGAACUUUAUCUGCUUUUUUAAACCUGCCUUCAUUAGCUUAAAGAGCUCUUAGGAGCUCAAUAUUGUUAACUGGAUAGAAGCUGAAAUCCUUGGUGGCUUAGAUGAAUGCUCUUGGUUCAUUUCCAUUAUGGUUGUGCAUAGGUCAUUGGUUCCAUUGUCAAAGUGCUCCUGCUCUCCAAAUUUUUAUCCUGUUUAGUCAAAAUCUACCCUCCUGUAGCUUAAGCCCAUUAGAUCUAGUCCUGCUCUCUGGGACAUCCGAGAAAAAGUCUUUGUCCUAACUAUGUCCUAUGUCAGCAUAGCAUAUAUGCCAAAGUUAUUAUUUAGUAUUUGCAUGGCACCAUCAAUGUACAUGAAUUAACUGGGGGGGGAGGGGAGUCCCCUGCCACAAAUGCAAGAUUUAGAUUUAAGCUGAAGAUGACUUACCUAUCAACAUGAGGGUUCGUAUGCCUUGCAGAAGAAAGGAUAUUAACAGGUGCUUCUUUCAUGCUCAGGUGCUAUAGGAGCAUCCCUCUUCUACACAACUGUUUAGAGGUAUGAGAACCUCACUGCUGAAGGGCUGUUCACUCCCAGGUUAACAGUGCAAUCCUGUGCAUAUCCACUCAGAAGUAAGUCCCGUUUAGUUCAAAGGGACUUACUACUAAGUAAAUGUGCAUAAGACUGUAGCAUAAAUUACUUAUCAGAUCCUUCAGAGCCCACAACUCUGUGAUCCCCUGUAAAGAGUACCUGGGGAUAGAACUUCUAAAGAACUCUAGAUCUACCCAUACAAUUGUUAAGAACUGCUCAAGGAGAAAUCUCAACUGGGUAUUUCUCUUAGUCUCCCAUUUCAUCUCCUCCCUGAUACUGUAUAUUCUGAUUUGGGACAGCCUUUGGCAAAUGGGUGUUCUGACUAAAAGUUCUGUCCUGGUCAUACCUUCUAAUUUGUGUUGGAGUUUCCUAUGUGCACAGUUUGCUUCUGCUACCUAAUUUGUAUAACAUUACUACAAGAUAACCUUGAGCUUUGAAAUUCUGAAAACAUACAGCAUUUGGGAGCUACAAAAAUGCAUGCUUUGAAAUGAAGGUUUCCAUAAAAGUAGCAUCCUCUCCUGAAACCACUAGUAGUUUUGCUGCUUGCUCUCCAUCCCACUCUGAGGAGGAGCUACUUGGCCCACAACAUGGUCUACCUCAUUUCAUCUGACAUACAUUGGGAAGUACAGUAUGCCCUACUUUUCUUCAUAAACCCAUGCCACUGCUCAGGGCCUUUUUGUGACUAUUUCAUCAGUACAAAGUACCGGCCCUUCUUUUUUGGUUGCCCGUGACAACCAUUUUGUGCUGACACCCAUGGCACUUUUACCAAGGUAUGAGUAAUGGCAUCUCUCUCUCUCUCUCUCUCUCUCUCUCUCUCUCUCUCUCUCUCUCUCUAU